GUCCAUUUGAAAAAUCCGUUGUCCUCGAGACCGGAGGGAAAGUUCGAACUUGGAACUGAGGAGAAGGAUCUCAGAAAAGAAGAGUUGAAAUAAUAACAAACAACAACAAUUCACCAUGAUAAGACCUACUAAGGGCAAAACCCCACGUAGACCUGCUCCCAAAAAGCCACCCAGCAACCAGAAAGACCCGGUUGGGGUGUACUGCCGUGUACGACCCCUGGGUGUAGAAGAUGAGGAAUGUUGUAUCGAAGUAAUCAGCAACACCACCAUUCAAUUGCAUGCCCCUGAUGGGCUGAAAGCCAACAGGAAUGGGGAGUUUAAAGAGACACAGUAUUCUUUCAAGAAGGUGUUUGGAAUUAGCACAUCCCAGAUGGAAUUGUUUGAGGACGUUGCCAAACCUCUUGUGGAUGACCUCAUUCAUAGUAAAAACGGCCUAUUGUUUACUUACGGUGUCACAGGAAGUGGGAAGACUUUUACAAUGACUGGUUCUCCAGGGCAGGGGGGUCUUCUCCCCCGGUCUCUUGACAUGAUCUUCAACAGCAUAGGCCCAUACCAGGCCAAGAGAUUUGUUUUCAAGACGGAUGACAAGAAUGGUAUGGAGGUCCAGACUCAGGUUGACGCUCUGCUUGAAAGGCAAAGGAGAGAAAACCAGUCAUCUGUUCCCAAAACCCCUUCCUCCAAACAAAGGCUGGAUCCGGAGUUUGCCGACAUGAUCAAUCCAGAGGAGGCCUGCAAAGCUGAAGGUGUUGAUGAGGACAGCAGCUACAGUGUGUUUGUGUCCUACAUUGAGAUCUACAAUAACUACAUCUACGAUCUUCUGGAGGAAGCACCAUUUGAGCCAAUCAGACCAAAGUGGAAUGGUGGAGGCACUCCUCUGAGGCAGAACACUGAGUUCAUACCUCCGCAAUCCAAAAUCCUCAGAGAGGAUCAGAACCACAACAUGUAUGUGGCCGGAUGCACAGAGGUUGAGGUGAAGUCCACAGAGGAAGCAUUUGAGGUUUUCUGGAGAGGCCAAAAGAAAAGGAGGAUUGCCAACACUCAGCUAAACAGAGAAUCCAGUCGUUCCCACAGUGUGUUCAUCAUCAAACUAGCACAGGCCCCCCUGGAUGCAGACGGAGAUAACAUCCUGCAGGAUAAGAGCCAGGUGAAUGUGAGUCAGCUGUGUCUGGUGGACCUGGCAGGCAGCGAGCGCACCAGCAGGACUCGGGCCGAGGGCAGCCGCCUGAGAGAAGCAGGUAACAUCAACCAGUCCCUGAUGACUCUGAGGACUUGUAUAGAGGUUCUUAGGGAGAACCAGAUGUGUGGCACAAAUAAGAUGGUUCCCUAUAGAGAUUCAAAAGUGACACACCUGUUCAAGAACUACUUUGAUGGAGAGGGAAAAGUCCGGAUGGUGGUCUGUGUCAAUCCCAAAGCGGAUGACUAUGAGGAAACCAUGCUGGUGAUGCGGUUCGCCGAGAUGACCCAGGAAGUGGAGGUGGCGCGGCCGGUGGACAGACCCAUCUGUGGCUUUGCUGCCGGGCGGCGGCAGAAGAACCAGGCCUUCAAGGACGAGCUCUCCAGGCGUCUGGAAGAGAGAGGCGGCCCUUUAGACGGAGCCCCCUCUGUGAUGAACGAGCUGCUGCAGAGCUUCCCCCCGCUGCCCGCCUGCGAGCUACUGGACCCUCACGAUGACGUCACCCUGCCCAGGAUCAUCCAGGUGCUGGAACAGAGGCAGCGGAUCCGGCACAGGAUGACCGAGGAGUACCACAAAGCCGCCAAAAUGAUGAAGUCCAUGCUGCAGGAGUUGGACAGCAACCUCAUCACCAAAGAGAACUUCAUCCAUGAUCAGAGGGGCAAACUGGGAGAGAAGGACAAAAUCAUCCAGAACCAGAAGGCUGAGAUGGAGCGUCUGGAGAAGAAGGCCAAGAUGCUGGAGUACAAGAUCGACAUCCUUCAGAAGACCACCAACAUCUACGAGGAAGACAAGCGCUCCCUGCAGCAUGAGCUGGAGAGCCGGGAGCAGAAGUUCCUGAGGGAGCUGUCUGAGAAGAAGCGCAUGGAGGCCCGCAUGCAGGGCAUGGUGUCAGACACCAAGCAGAAAUGGGAGAAAGAAUGCGAGAGGCGUGUGAACGCCAAGCAGCUGGAGAUGCAGAACAAGCUGUGGGUGAAGGACGAGAAACUGAAGCAGCUCAAGGCCAUCGUGACUGAGAGCAAGUCUGAGAGGCCUGAGGCGCCCCAGCGCCCGUCCCGGGAGAGGGACCGACUUCCUGCCAAGAGAUCUGCGUCGCCCUCCCCUGUUCCUACUGCAGCUCCGGUGCGGCCGCUGCACAGGCGCUCGCACUCUGCUGGAGGGGAGAGGUGGGUGGACCACAAGCCCUCCUCCAACGUGGAGCUGGACACGGUCAUGCAGCCCAUCCUCCACAACGCCAUCAAGGUGUCCACCCCCAGCGAGAAGGCCUUGUCCAAGUGUGACAAGUAUGUGCUGACUCACCAGGAAGUGGCUUCCGAUGGAGAGAUCCAGACCAAGCUGAUCAAGGGCGAGGUGUUCAAAACCAGAGGCGGUGGACAAGCAGUCCAGUUCACUGACAUUGAAACUCUGAAACAGGAGCUCCCAUCUGGCCCCAGUCGCAAGAGGAGGUCAUCUGAGGGCAAACCUGCCCAGGAGAAUGAGCAUGUGGAGGGAGACUGGACAGACGUGGAGACCAGGUGCUCUGUCGCUCUGGAGAUGAGAGCUGGGUCGAACAUGGGGCCAGGAUACCAACACCACGGGUAUCCUAAACGCAGGAAGCCGUAACAGCCUGGUCAUGGUUCUGCAACACACUCCAUGCCCGACUGCCCACGUGCAAUACCACACAUUUAACUUUGAAAUAUUGCUGCAGUAUCACUAUUUAAACAAUUUUCUAUGCUUUUAUAUAAUAAUGUAUAUAUUGUUCACUGAGACUAUUUUGUCACAUGUUUUAUAGUUUGGUGUGCUCACAAAAAGUGUUAAUGUAUCAUGAUUCAGCCAAAGACUUGUUAAGUUGUAUUGCCCAGUGACCAACAAAAUGUUUUGCAUUUGUAUACUUAGGGUUGGCAACCAAACGUGGUUGCAUGGCACAUAAGUAGAGUUGAAGGGGAGGUCAAUAAGAUGACCCCUUUGUUUGUUAUUAUUCUCCUUGUGUCAAAAUUCAUGUUCAGGUUAACUUUUUGAAUCAGCAGGUGUUUCAUUUUUACAUUUUCUCUGUUCAUGUGUGAAGAUUUAAUCUUAGGAGCUGAGCUGCACAGCCUUUACUGUACUCUACUGUAGGAAUUCAAUAAAUUCCUUUUGUAUCACCA
Messenger RNA from Hypomesus transpacificus, 3294 nucleotides. It is a transcript of the gene kif23, whose product is annotated as kinesin family member 23. The coding region runs from base 116 to 2773 and encodes 885 amino acids. The transcript has 23 exons. Gene Ontology annotation, biological process: microtubule-based movement. Lineage: Eukaryota; Metazoa; Chordata; Actinopteri; Osmeriformes; Osmeridae. The record is from RefSeq and is a predicted model, not a curated record. Gene Ontology annotation, cellular component: microtubule; kinesin complex; nucleus. Gene Ontology annotation, molecular function: microtubule motor activity; ATP hydrolysis activity; microtubule binding.